Molecule: messenger RNA, 990 nt
Organism: Aplosporella prunicola CBS 121167
Lineage: Eukaryota; Fungi; Ascomycota; Dothideomycetes; Botryosphaeriales; Aplosporellaceae
Exons: 3
Coding region: 1-990 (329 amino acids)
Biological process (GO): catechol-containing compound metabolic process
Molecular function (GO): catechol 1,2-dioxygenase activity; ferric iron binding
Source: RefSeq, a predicted model, not a curated record
AUGGAUCCCUCAAAAGUCGACAUCCCGCUAUUGAAGGACCUCACCAUCGACAACAUCACCGAGAACGUCCACCUGAUAAACUCGGGAUGCCCCGACCCGCGGCUGAAGUACAUAUUGGAGCGGCUGGUGACGCACGCGCACGACUUUGCGCGCGAGACGCGGCUGAGCACCGACGAGUGGAUGACGGGCAUCAAGUUCCUGACCGAGGUCGGCCAGAUCUGUAGCGACGUGCGGCAGGAAUUUAUCCUCCUGUCCGACAUCAUCGGCCUCUCGCUGCUGGUCGACAGCAUCGACCACCCCAAACCACGCGCCAGCACCGAGGGCACGGUGCUAGGGCCCUUCCACACGCACGACGCCGAGAGCGAGGCCAACGGCAGCACCAUCUCGCACGACCCGGACGGGGAGCCGUGUCUGGUGCUGUGCAGCGUCAAAGACACGGCGGGGAAGCCGCUCGACGCCGUCAAGGUCGACGUGUGGGAGACCGACUCCAAGGGCUUCUACGACGUCCAGUACGCCACGCGCGAAGGGCCCGAUGGCCGCGCCGUCCUGCAAAGCGAUGCCGACGGCGUUUUCUGGUUCAAGGCUAUCGUCCCCGUCCCGUAUCCUAUUCCGCAUGAUGGGCCCGUGGGGAAGCUGCUCCGUGUGCUGAAGCGCCAUCCGUAUCGCCCUAGCCAUAUGCACUUCAUGUUCGACAAGCCGGGCUACGACCACCUGAUCACCGCGCUCUACCUCCGCAACGACCCCUACGAGACCUCCGACGCUGUCUUCGGCGUCAAGGAAUCGCUGCUUGUGGACCUCGGCCGCGUCGACGCCGACCAAGCCCGUCGCUAUGGCGUCAGCGAGGGCGCGAAGCUGCUGACGUAUGACUUUGUGCUCGUGUCGGAUGAGGAGGCGAAGCGCCUGCGCGAGAGCGAGGCCAUGAAGGCAAUGGAGGCGCUGGGCAGGCGCAUGAAGUUGUAUAAUGGUCUGCCGGUUCCUGAUGUCGAUUAG